Molecule: messenger RNA, 2614 nt
Organism: Aspergillus nidulans FGSC A4
Lineage: Eukaryota; Fungi; Ascomycota; Eurotiomycetes; Eurotiales; Aspergillaceae
Product: putative cell wall proline rich protein
Exons: 1
Coding region: 1-2553 (850 amino acids)
Source: RefSeq, a predicted model, not a curated record
AUGUCUACACCUUUGCCAAACCCUCCCUUCGUCUUCCCAGCACGAGACCACGACGAACCAGACAAGCAAGAUUUAGAUACAACAACAAAUGGCCGACCGCCUCUUCCAGCCUUUUCGUUCAAUCCAGGUUCGGUGGGCUCGAACCAGGCGCCAGCGCCAGCGCCUUCUAAUAGCCGUAUGAGCGGGCAUCGUCGGCAGUACAGUGAGUUCGUUGGUGGUGACCAGCUGAUUAUUCCUGGGAAUACCGCCGCUGGCCAGACAAGCGAUGAGACUCCAAUGGCACCCUUAAAGUUGCCUCCACCUGGCCCUGGUUUUAGUGCAGGCGGCAGGCGCCGGCACGCUCAUAGACGCUCAGCGGCUAUUUCCAGUGUCGACCUUACGGCUAUUUCGAAUGCCCUCGACCUCAAACCUUACGUCGAGAGCGCCCCUUGCACAUCGGCGGAUAUGACGCGGGAGCGUAGGCCGUCUCUCGAACCGUCUCAGCUAUUACCCCAUUCAGCGACUGUUCUGUCUCGGCCAACACCUCCAGCAUCGCCCCAGUUAAACCUGAAUGAAGCGUCUCCAAGUUCGCAAAUUCCCAAGAAUGAGCGACUCGAGAACCCACGUCUGUGUACUCCGACUUCAUUCCUUGCGCCUGAAUCUCAAAAUGCAACGCGCUCGAGUGUUCUCGCUCGAAAGAGUGAUACCGCCAUUACUUCACCCAAGGCCGAAUCUUCAGCUGCUUCCCAGCAACCUAGGCCUAGACCUAGAACUGCGGAUGCUUCUUUGAUGCUCGAACUGAGCGGAAGCACUAUGACUGAUAACUCCUCACCAACCAAGCGGCCAAACUCGGCGGCAGGCCAUUCUCGUUCACAUAAAAGCAUGUCCUCUAACCUUCUUAUUGCGGCUUUCAGGAAGAGUCAUGCUGAGGACGACGGAUCUUUCCCGCCAAGGAUAUCUUCCUCAGACGAUGAAUCUGACGCCAACGCCGAUGAUGUGCAUGAGGCAUCGGGCUCGCCUUCGUUCACUUCGAAAAAGAAGGAAAAAAGCAAAAAGAGGCAAAAGAAGGUUCGGUCUUGGGCUGGGUCUCUUCUAAUCAAGAAAGGAAAAUCACACGAUUCGAAGAAAGACGACAUAGAGAGCAAUUCUAAUAAAGUAACUCCUCCUGCACUUACCCGAACAAACUCGGAUUUCGGCUCAGGCUUGGAUGUGGAAUUCGACGAUGACAAUAUUGUCGUAAUUCGGACACCUACCAACCCUGCGCAUCCCGACUCCAACCAGACCACCGGUGAGACUGAAUCGUGGGCAUCUCUCGAGAACUCGUGGAAACCACGAAGCUUCUAUGAGCAGGUUACGACGCCCGAUACUACGAGUCCUGUGAUUGAUCUGGAUGCGGCCCUUGGACCUUUUAAUACGCCCGAUCUACGCUCCGGUCGUGUUCCAGAAAGCGGUUUCUCUGCAGCAACUAAGCGAAUGUAUAGUGGCGGACGGCGCGGCGAGUUUGUUGGCCCAGAAAUGCGGUAUCACCGGCGUGCUGAAAGCGCACCGGAAAUGCCUCCGUUCGAUCGAGCGUUUCUUGGGAGCCACCGCUUUCCAACUACCUCUUCCUUGGAGAAUCCAGACGUCUUCUAUGAAGAGGAGGAGGAUGCCUUCUUAGCAGCCACUAGUGAUUCCGGUAAAGAUAGCGAAGAACAUUUACAAGAUCAAGCUACUCUCACGGAAUCCAAGGACGAUAAGUCAGAAGAAAGUGCAGAGAGCUCUGACACUCUGACUGGAAAAGCUACAGAUGAAUCCGCCAGCGGAGAGAAUACAGGACUUGGGAUCCAGAAUCCCGAUGCAGGCGAUGCAACAUCAGCUACUGUCGCAACCCCAUUCCAAGGCCUCUUCAAAUCGGAUCAACGGUUCUACUCCAAUCAGCCUGGAAAUUUGACAACGUCGUUCCCUAGCCAGCUUAAAACAGGCCUGGAACCCGCCAAAUAUGACGAGUGGCAAAGGAGAGCGCCAGUCCCUCCUAGCCCAGAGGUUUCCCCGCGUUUCUUACCUGCUGAUAGUCGGCCUGUGACGUCUCCCACUGAACUAUGCGCGAUCCCCCCGUUUUCUCUUCAAGGUGGCGCCUCCCACCCUAAUUCUUCGUUCCCAUCUUCCGAAUUCACCCCUUCCCCGGAAGCUCCUCGUUCAAUAACUACGUCAUCGACUACCGAUCCGUUUCCUCAUGCAUCUAUUGAGGACGUGCCUUCACUGACUAGUAGCGCCUCCACAAUGACGAAUACCCUAAAUCGUGUUUCUGCAACUUUCUUCACACGACCUCGUCUAUCGACGGAUCGUUCUGCAUCGUUUUCUGCUGCUGUUUAUCGUCGAUCUAGCCAACCUACCUCCAAACGGUCGAGCCUUGCAAGUCUCUCUAAACUUGUUGUAGGGCCGCACGCCGAAAGAAGCAAGUUGAGUCAUGAGGAGAAGCCACCGGGCGAUGAACGGGAGAAGGCUAAGAAGAAGGGUCGCCGAAUUAGUCGAUUGAUGCAUUUCUGGCGGAUAAAGGACAAAGAGAAGUUGGAUGAACUGGCUGACCAGGAUUAGCUGCGUUCAUAGCGAAAUGCUGUUUGCAGAAAAAAAUCGACAAUUGUACAUAGUAUCCCCA